Messenger RNA from Paramisgurnus dabryanus, 4848 nucleotides. The record is from RefSeq and is a predicted model, not a curated record. Lineage: Eukaryota; Metazoa; Chordata; Actinopteri; Cypriniformes; Cobitidae.
GUUAAGAGGCUUUCAGCUGGUUGUUAUAGUAACAAGAGUCAGUGUGGGCUAUGGAACUAACGGUUAAUAAUUACACAUUAGUUAACACAAACAGGUGAAGUAACUGUAAGGAGAUGAGUGCUGAUGUCAUCAUCAACACAUUAAGCUGACGCACACAAACACAAACACGUCAGUGACGACACACACAGAGAUACAGAUAUGCCAGCAGUCAGAGAACAGAAGGAUGAAUCUGAAUCAUCAUCUGAAGAUGAGCUCGAGAAACAUCCUUGUAUUGCCUGGAGUGGCAUCAGCAGACGAAUUCCUGUGCUGCUGUUUUGUGCCGAAGCCAUCGUGUCCAAAGAUGUGAACAUCUGCUCUGCUGCAGAGAAAUAUAACCUGGCCUUCAAGAUUGUGCGUACAGAGAGUCGUCUUGUUCGUAACAUAUUAGUCAAUCAUGGAUUUCAUGAGGUUCACCCAAACAGCAAUGAGUUUAACCUGAUGUGGACGGGCUCGCACCUAAAGCCUUACCUUAUGCACAGUCUACAGGAUUUCCAAAAAGUCAACCAUUUUCCCAGGUCGUACGAGCUCACGCGGAAAGAUCGGCUUUACAAAAACAUCCAGAGGAUGCAGCAAACCCACGGCUUUCAAAACUUUCACAUCGUACCCCAAACCUUUGUGCUUCCUGCCGACUACCAGGAAUUCAGCAGCUCCUUCAGCAAAGACAAGGGCCCAUGGAUCAUCAAACCAGUGGCGUCCUCCAGGGGCCGAGGCAUCUACCUGGUCAACAGUUUGAGUCAGAUCCAGCUGGAUGAGAAUAUUUUGAUAUCACGAUACAUCAGUAAUCCACUGCUGAUCGACGGUUUUAAGUUUGAUGUGCGUCUCUAUGUGCUGGUGACUUCAUUUGAUCCUCUGCUCAUUUAUCUCUAUGAGGAGGGGCUCGCCAGGUUUGCCACAGUGAAGUAUGACCGUGCCACAGCAAACAUCAAAAACCAAUUCAUGCAUCUGACCAACUACAGCGUCAACAAAAAGAGCAGCGACUAUGUCAGCUGUGAUGACCCUGAAGUAGAGGAUUAUGGGAACAAAUGGAGCAUGAGUGCCAUGCUGAGAUAUUUGAGGCAAGAAGGCAAAGACACCACAUUGCUUAUGGGUCAGAUUGAGGAUUUGAUUAUAAAAGCCGUCUUAAGUGCUGAGAUUCACAUCGCCACGGCCUGCAAGAUGUUCGUCCCUCAUCGGUGCAAUUGCUUCGAACUGUACGGUUUUGAUGUUCUCAUUGAUUCAAACCUCAGACCGUGGCUGUUGGAAGUGAACCUCUCUCCAUCAUUGGCCUGCGACGCUCCUCUUGAUUUGAAGAUAAAGGCGAGCGUGAUCUCUGAUAUGUUUUCUCUUGUGGGGUUUGUUUGUCAGGAUCCGUCAUUACGACAGCCUCGUACAGAAAGACCUGGGAUUGAUUCAAGAAUGAAGAACCCAACCCAGAAGCCUCAGAGAGUGAUGUCCAUCCAGCGUCCCGUCUCAGAGGCUCAGAGAGAGAAACAGUCGGGCAAACGGAUGGACAGCACAGUGGGUCUGACAGCAGAGGAGGUGAAAGUAUUGAGAAGAGUUCAGGAGGAAUAUGAGCGCAGGGGUGGAUUUGUGCGCAUCUUCCCAACUGCAGACACCUGGGAGCUUUACAGUGGUUAUCUGGAAUACAAGACAUCUAUGAAUGCCAUGUUGGCUAAUAAACUUUUCCAUGGAAGAUUUGGGAAAACAGCUGCGGCCUUCAAGUCAAGCAGGAAUAAAGUCAAUGAUAAUGUAGCGGUGGAGGUGGCGUCUUUCUACACACAUCAUCUGAUUCAAUAUGAAAGAAAACUUCUUACUUUGGAGGAGCGCAAGCUGAGGCGAAAACCUGGACGAGCCCCCAGCAGAAGAAGAGAGGAGGGUCUCAGACUCUCUUCAGCUCAUGUCAGUGAGAAUGAUAACCGGGUUGAGAAGGAGGCGGAGCUUAAGUCAUCUCAUUCAUAUAGAUCAGAUGACAUCCAUACACACACUUCACUAGAAAAACCCACCAAACCCAAAAUCAAUCUGCUGAACAUUCUCCAGGAAGGCUGGCAUCUCAGUAAAGUCCAGGCCCGCAUGGCUUUCUCCUGUUACCUUCAGCGCGUGCAGCUGCGACUGUUGACUGAGAGCCGAGAACACAGAACUUCAGUCUGGACUCAGAAAGAGCUCGAUCAGAUGGAGCUGGUGGUUCGAUUUCUGAAGAGAGCCAGCAGUAAUCUACAGCAGGACAUCUGUAUGGAGAUGCCCGGUGAUCAUCUUUCUCUUCCGGACCGCCAGUGUAUCCUCUCCCAUCAGCUGGCAAAGUUCAUCCAUUUCUAUAAUGAGGAGACCAAAGAAAUGAUGAAGACUUUAGAAAAGAUUCCAGAUGAAGAUCGCUGCAUUAGUUCCCGUGUUUUUCAGGAGUUUAUUUUGGAGGCGAGUGAAAGUGAUCUGGAGGAGAUUCUGACAUUUUACAGUCAGAGGAAUAAAUCUGCCAGUGUGUUUCUGGGCACAAAGCAUCAAAGCAGCAGAGCCGAGAGGAACCGUGAUGUUAAAGAACCUACAGCGUCUCACAACAGAGACACUGUGUGUGAUGACACGGACGCCUCUGGUGCUUUAGAGAAUCCAGGGACGACAGACAACGGCAGUGCCACCAAACACAGAAACAAAAACAAGCAUUAUGCAAUACAAAAUGGACAGAUCAGAAACAAAGACCAAAGUGAAGAGUCCAGCAUUACUGAGGUGCUGCCUGAUGCUUCACCCGCCGCUGAGACUCAAUCACAAUCAAACAACAGUCAUCAUACUGUAGUGAAGAACAAAUCAUAUACUGCAGCUUUAGAUUGUGAACACAUCGUCCUACAGCACCGCCUCCCUCCAUCAGAACCUCCACCUUACAUUCAGCCUCCUCCACACCCUCAGGUCAACACCUCCUCCGUCAUCACACCUCCAUCUCUGGGUGUCACAUGGGCCUCGGCACCCAAUCGUCCCACUGGCCUGACAUCCACACUGGAGAGACUUCGACAGAAGAACCCUAACCCUGUGAAACAUUGUGUUGUGUCCAACACAAUGUUUUCUCGACCGUCCUCAGCAGGACAAGUGCGUCAGAAGAUGAAUGUGAGUAAGUCCAGACCUGUUUCUGCUGGAUUUCUGAAAGAGAAGGAGUCGCUUUCGGUUCAGUCUAACCAGCAGGCCAUCGUAUCUGCUCUACGUAAACUAGUAGAGAAACAGACGACUCGUCGGUACAGCUCAUCCAAUCACAUCAGCCUCCUUACACAACACCUGACUAAACUAAACCUGUCCAGUGGGCUUUUAAACAGAGGGGGUCUUACAUUGGGCCCUGAGGUUCGGUCCGGUCCUGUAAGAGCAGUACAUUCAGACACAAGCGGUGGAAACUCGAGGGUUUUGUGUGAACCUGAGCAGCAUGUAUUAAAUGGAGAUGCAGACGGUGUUCAGUCCAUUGAGCAGAAGCAGCGGUCAGCCACAGGCAGCUAUCAGCUCCAAUUCGCCAUUCAUCAGCUGCAACAGCAGAAGCUGAGAUCCAGACAGUUACUGAACCAGAGCCGUACACGCCAACAGGCCAUUCUGACUUCACACAACCUCAUACCUGCUGCUUCAGCUCGAUCUCAUGUUCGCACAAAUCUAAAGGACGGUCCUAAUGUAAACCAGCCGUUCGGACGCAAACAGGGUCCUGAGUCCGGGGUCCUGACGCUCGCCCCUAAGCCACCCGACAGAGACAGACGUGCAUGCAGGACCGCCGUACACUGUCUUCACAAACCCACAGCCGAUCACGAGAGCUUCAGUGGACAGCAUGUUGUGUAUGAGACGAUGUGUGCAAAGACAGGUUUAUCAGUUUACAGUAAACUCUUCCUCACUCAGGCAACUAAGAACAGAUGAAGAAAGUCAUCAGCUGGAGUAUAACAGACAUGAAUGACAACCUGACAUCUUUAACACCUUGACCUGUCUCCUCUACCUGAUGUCUCUUGUUCAGAUUAUUGAUUGUACACAGAUGGGAUCUCAUCUUCUGUGAAGAUCUGAUGAGCUGCUCGAGGACAUCGGCCUUCUAACAACACAGACCAGAGCUCAUGCAUGUGUCCAAAACAUUUAGUUUACAUUCACACAAGACACUGGGAUUUUCUCCCAUCACUACAGUACAUCACAACUUCAAGUGCCUCAUUCAGACAUGAGUUGCUUGAGUUUAUUGCGUUGUAUGUGAGAGUUUACUGAGGUAAAUAGAAACUAGAAAAGUCCAUGUUAAGUUUAGGGCUGCAUUACAACUAAUCACAACUAAUCGUUAGCAGAAUAAAAGUUUUUGUUUACAUCAUAUAUGUGUGUGUAUAAUAAUGCACACGCAUGCAUAUGUGUAAUAAAUAUUUACAUGUCUAUAUACAUUUUUAUAUUUAUAUAAUUAUAAAUGCUUAAUAUUUACACAUAUUUUUUUCUUCAAAUUAUAAAUGCAUAUGUUUGUAUUUAUAUAUACAUAAUUAUUAUAUACUCACACACAUAUAUAUGAUAUAAAUAAAAACUUUUAUUCUGUGAUUCUAACAAUUAGUUGCAAUAAAAUCGGUAUGCAGCCCUAGCAAAGUUAUCAGUCAGGUCAAGGUCAUGUUGAUUUCUGAAAACACUUGAAUAUGACAGAAUUAUAUCCGCUGAUUUGAGACAUUUUUUUAUAGAUAUUUGGGCUCAUGGAAUAUUGUGUUUUUUAUAACAUUUAGACCUUUAGUAGUUUUGUUUUAUCAGAAAAAAACUACAUGACAAUGUAAAUCUUAUUUCUUUUCUUUUCUGUGCUCUGAAUUUACUUGAAUUUCCCAUUUUCAUCAAUGACCAAAUAUUCAGAAUGUUCUUGAUCAUUAAAUAAAA